This is a messenger RNA of Aspergillus brunneoviolaceus CBS 621.78, 3909 nucleotides long. RefSeq names its product mRNA-binding protein RRP12. Lineage: Eukaryota; Fungi; Ascomycota; Eurotiomycetes; Eurotiales; Aspergillaceae. The record is from RefSeq and is a predicted model, not a curated record. The transcript has 3 exons. The coding region runs from base 1 to 3909 and encodes 1302 amino acids.
AUGGCGACCCUGGCGGAGAAGCUGGAGAAGAUCAAGUCUCCCAAGCUGCAGAACCAGCAACAUACGGCUGUCGUGCUCUCUGCAGUUGAAGACACACUCCGCGAUCAGAAAGCCGAUUUUUCUGCCACAGCUUAUUUCGCCGCGCUGUUGGCGCUUCUUGGCCAGUCGAUCUCCGCUACCCAAGGCAUUGUCAACAAGGACCUCGCUACAUCCGUUGUGUAUCUGCUCGACAUCACCACCACAUAUGUCCCUGCACCGAUCCUUCGCUCCAAAUUCUCUCAUAUCCUGACCAGUCUCGCGCCGGCGCUCUCCCUGCCCGAAGUCGAAGCCCCGCUCCUCCGUCCGUCGAUCGGCUGUCUCGAGUCUCUCCUCGUCGCCCAAGAUGUCGCGGCCUGGCAACUCCCACACACCCAAAUCAGCCCCCGUCGGGCCAUGGCUGGCUUGCUGAGCUUGUCGGUUGAUCACCGCCCCAAGGUCCGGAGACGUGCCCAGGAUGCUUUGAUCAAGGUCCUCAAGACCCCUCCCCCCAGCCCCUCUUUGGACCACCCGGCUGCCGACAUGUGCGCGGAGACUGCUAUGCGUACUCUGGGUGAUAGCAUCGCGGCGGCCGCCAAGGCGAAGCGUGGUCGCAACGACCCCCAGAACCGGGACAACCACGACCCUCUCGUCAUCCACUCCCUGCAACUCGUCAAGACGAUUGCCGUCGCUUCAGGCGGCUGGCCGAGCAAGAAGAUUGAGCCGCUGUGCGAGCUCCUGAUGAACGCCUCCCGGUCUACCAACGAGUAUAUCACCAUGGGCGCCUUCGAGGUCUUUGAGGUCAUCUUUUCCAGCAUGGCCAACGACUUCUCGUCCUCCAAGCUUCCUCGCCUGCUGGAGGCGAUCACCGACCUCAAGCCCGCACAGAACGACUCGCAGCUGCUCCCUCCCUGGAUCGCCGUCUUGUCGCGCGGAUACGAUGUGUCCGCUCAAACCAGCCCCGAGGAUACCUUCGAGAAGCUCCCUGGCCUAUUCAACAUGAUCUCCGGCUAUCUCGCCUCCCCCUCGCGCAACAUUCGUGUGUCCGCAUCAGAGUGCUUGGUCUCGUUCCUUGCAAACUGCAUUCCUAAGAAUGUUAUUAUCGAGCCCUCGGUCUACGAUGAGAAGACACUCGAGAAGCUGGCUAAGGCUGCUAUGGACCUUCUCUCUGUGAAAUAUCAGGCCGCCUGGGCCGAAGUGUUCAAUGUUUGCGCGGCCAUGUUCGACAGCUUCAAGUGGCGCUCGAGCCCCUUCCUUGAUGACAUUGUCAAGACGAUCGGUGAGCUCCGCACCAACGAGUCGUUCCACGGAAAGAAGGAGGCGGAUAAUGUCCUGGGUAGUGCUAUUGAGGCCAUGGGUCCCGCGGCAGUCUUGGAGAUUCUGCCUCUGAACAUCAUCACCCAGAAGCCCGGCCAGCCCGGUCGUGUCUGGUUCCUCCCUGUUCUUCGUGAUAACGUCACCAACACUAACCUUUCUCACUUCCGCUCUGAGUUCGUUCCCCUGAGUGAAGCUCUGUACCAGAAGGUCAUGGCCUACAGCUCCGCCGAGAAGGAUGUGGAGAUGAAGAUCUUCGAGACCCUCGUUCAGCAGACCUGGGCUAUCCUGCCCGGUUACUGCGAGCUUCCUCUGGACUUGAUCGAGUCGUUCGACCAGAGCUUUGCUGAGCUUCUUUCCAACGUUCUCUACAAGCAGACGGAGCUGCGUGUUGACAUCUGUCGUGGUCUGCAGAACUUGGUUGAGUCCAACCAGGCCAUAUUGUCCCUUGAAGAGGAGGGCGAUGACCUGAUCCUUCAGCGCAGAAUCACCAAGGAAAUGGCUGCCAAGAACAUUGCCCAUCUGGCCGGCUUUGCCAGCAACUUGUUGGCGGUUCUGUUCAACGUCUACAGCCAGACUCUUCCCCACUACAGAGGCUUCAUUCUUCAGUGUAUCAAUGCUUAUCUGAGCAUUACCCCCGAGAAGGAGCUCAAUGAAACCUUUGCGCGUGUUGCGUCUAUGCUCGAAUCCUCUGUGGUUUCCGAGCAGGAAGAAGCCAAGCAGGGCACCCAGCAGCCCAGCUCUGGCAACAAGAUGCCCCCUACCUCCCACACUCUGAUCGAUCUCGUGAUUGCUAUGUCCAUCUAUCUGCCGCGUUCUAGCUUUGCCAGCUUGUUUGCCAUGGCUGCGGCCAUUCUCAACGGACAGACUGGUGAUCAGCAAUUGAUCAAGAAGGCCUACAAGCUCAUUCCCCGUCUUGCUACGACGGAUGCUGGCAAAGCCGCGCUCCAAGAACGGAGUGGUGAACUUCAGACCCUGAUCCUGUCUACCGCCGACAAGACACCGUCGUCUGCCCGCCGCGACCGCAUGCUGGCUGUUCACGAGCUUAUCACUUACCUGCCCACUUCUGACUUGCACUUCAUCCCCGCCGUUCUCUCUGAGGUUGUCCUGGGUUGCAAAGAGAGCAACGAGAAGACCAGAACUGCGUCCUUCGACCUGCUCAUCCACCUUGCGCAGAGAGCGACUGACUCGGAACGCAACCCGGCUGGCACCGUCAUCCGUAACUCCCUUGUGCCUCACAUGCCCGACAACGCCCCCGAUGCCCCCGCCACCAUUGAGGAGUUCUUCACCAUGGUUUCUGCUGGUCUGGCCGGUAGCUCACCUCACAUGGUUGCCGCGUCCGUCACGGCUCUGUCGCGCCUGUUCUUCGACUUCCACACUCAGCUCUCUGGUGCCAUGAGCACCGAUCUUGUGCAGACCGUGGAGCUCUUCCUUACCAGCAACAACCGUGAGAUCGUCCGAUCCGUCCUGGGCUUUGUCAAGGUCGCGGUUGUGGUUCUGUCCGAUGAGGAUCUCCGUGCGCGCCUGAGCAGCCUGGUCCCCAACCUGAUGGUCUGGAGUAAGGAGCACAAGGGUCGUCUCCGCAGCAAGGUCAAGGGUAUUCUCGACCGCCUGAUCCGCCGCUUCGGCGCCGCCCCGAUUGAGGAGCUGGUCGGCGAAGCCGACCGCAAGUUGGUGGUCAACAUCCGGAAGCAGCGCGAGCGCCGCAAGAAGAAGAGAAAGGAGGGCGAGCAAGGCGACGAGGACGAGGACGAGGAGAAUGCUGGUGCCGCCGGUGGGGCCGACAACAACGCCAAGGGUGGCCGCACCUACAGCAACGCCUUCGACAAGGCUGUGUACGACUCCGAUUUCUCCGACUCGGACGACGACGCUAGCGAGAUCGACGUCGAUGAGCAAGGUGGCACGCACGCCCGCGGUCGCGGUCGCGGCAACCAGAACAGCAACAGCAACAACGGCCGGAGAUCCAAGCAGAGCGAGCAGUACAUCCGCGAGCUCUCCCCCGAGGACAACCCGCUCGACCUGCUCGCGCCCGACGCCCUGGCCAGCAUCUCGACCACGAAACCCAGUGUGCGCUUCCUCAACACGGGCCCUGGAUCCCGGAAGAAGCGGAACGCCAAGUUCGGCCCCGACGGCCGUCUCCUUCUAGGUGACGACGACGACAAAGGGGACGUUUCCACCGCCUUGGACGAUAAUAACGGCGGGGAGAGCGGCAUCAACGCCUACGUCCAGGCCGUCAGUGGUCCUGACGCCGUCCGCCGCGGUCAGCGCGGUAAGCUCAGGAUGGCGCAGUCGCAGAAGAAGAAGGGUGGUGGUGGCGACGACAUGGAUCUGGAUGAGGAUGACACCGCCGCCGUCGCGGCCGCGACCAGCUCGCGGCCCGGCCCCGGGCGUCGUGGUCUGGGCGUGCCCAAGUCCCACGGCCCCAGCGGUGGUGGUCGCAUUGAGAAGCGUCGGGAUGGUCGCGGCGGUCGACCCAAUGGCCGCGGCGGCGGUGGUGGUGGUGGUGGUCGCGGUGGUGGCCGUGGUGGCCGCGGAGGCGGAUUCCGUGGUAGUGGAGGGUUCCGUGGAAACAGAAGAUAA